This is a messenger RNA of Siniperca chuatsi (mandarin fish), 2289 nucleotides long. Its product is annotated as WD repeat-containing protein 5-like. The transcript is spliced from 13 exons. Lineage: Eukaryota; Metazoa; Chordata; Actinopteri; Centrarchiformes; Sinipercidae. The coding region runs from base 336 to 1334 and encodes 332 amino acids. Gene Ontology annotation, molecular function: histone binding. Gene Ontology annotation, cellular component: Set1C/COMPASS complex. The record is from RefSeq and is a predicted model, not a curated record.
AUGUGCACUUUCUGCCACGCAUGCGUAGUAGCAGCUACGUGCUCUCCGGCACAUUCUGGUUCUGUAGCUAACUGAAGCUAAGCUAGGCUAGGCUAUUCUCUGUCUGCUGCUGUAACGGUCCGAGCCAGCACCGAGUCCGUCUCUAUUCAGACCCGGUUCAGGCCGUUAACACGGUACCGGUUCUGACCCGGAACCUGCGCCGACAGCAGAGGCAACAGUCUGCGCUGUUAGCAUCGGCAGCUAGCUUUAGCUCAGCUCCAGCAGAGAGAAUCAAAACAGAGCUAACAGAAGCUAACUGAAGCUAACGCUGGCUAGCAGCCUGGGAGCAGAACAACAUGGCGACAGAGGAGAAGAAACCGGAGACAGAAAACAUCAAACAGCCUUCGUCCUCCUCAGGAUCCGGCAGUAAGUCUAAUCCGGCCAAACCAAACUACACAGUGAAGUUCACGCUGGCCGGACACACGAAGGCCGUCUCUUCUGUCAAGUUCAGCCCCAACGGAGAGUGGCUCGCCAGCUCCUCCGCUGAUAAGCUGAUAAAGAUUUGGGGAGCGUUCGACGGAAAGUUUGAGAAAUCCAUCGUCGGACACAAACUGGGCAUCUCUGAUGUCUCCUGGUCUUCGGACUCCAACUUGCUGGUUUCUGCCUCCGACGACAAAACGCUCAAGAUCUGGGACAACAACUCCGGGAAGUGUCUGAAGACUCUGAAGGGUCACAGUAACUACGUCUUCUGCUGUAACUUCAACCCUCAGUCCAACCUGGUGGUGUCUGGAUCGUUUGAUGAGAGCGUUCGUAUCUGGGACGUUAAGACAGGAAAAUGUCUGAAGACUCUGCCGGCUCACUCUGACCCCGUCUCUGCUGUUCACUUCAACAGAGACGGCUCGCUCAUCGUCUCCAGCAGCUACGACGGCCUCUGUCGUAUCUGGGACACAGCAUCCGGACAGUGUCUGAAGACUCUGAUUGAUGACGACAAUCCUCCGGUGUCUUUCGUCAAGUUUUCUCCAAACGGAAAAUACAUCCUUGCCGCUACACUGGACAACACGUUGAAGCUGUGGGACUACAGCAAGGGAAAGUGUUUGAAGACGUACACCGGCCAUAAGAAUGAGAAGUACUGCAUCUUCGCCAACUUCUCUGUCACAGGAGGGAAGUGGAUCGUGUCGGGCUCUGAGGACAGCAUGGUUUACAUCUGGAACCUUCAGACCAAAGAGAUCGUUCAGAAACUACAAGGACACACGGACGUGGUGAUCUCGACCGCCUGUCAUCCAACAGAAAACAUCAUCGCUUCAGCCGCUCUGGAAAACGACAAAACCAUCAAACUGUGGAGGAGUGACUGUUAGACUGAAGGAGACUCACGGGUCCAGAACCUGAACUGUCCUGGUUUAACUACACACAGAUUAUCACUGAUAGUCCACAUAAACACAGAAUCAGUUUGACGUCAUCUGUCUGAUGUGAACACACACAGAGCCAUGAACACACAGUCAGACCAGGUCCCACGGUGUCCCGGUUUCAGACCAAAAACCACUUCAGUCUCUUCACACUGAAAGAAAAUGAUUAAAAUCAGCCGAUUUUUGAGUGAGGUUUUGUUGGAGUGAGCAUUUAUAGGACGAGUUUUACAAUCCAGAUCUUAUUAAAUCAUUUCUGAUCACAGUUCAGACAGCGCACCCAAAGACAGGAAGAGGCCUUUAGUUUUAAUUCCCUCUUUUAUAUUUUAGUUUGCUAUUAAUAAGUUCAUCACUUCCUCCCUUUCACAUUAAAAGAAUUCCAGUAGUUCAGGGGACAAAAUCAUUUCCCUUCUCUGAAAGAUUUUAUUUAUGUAGUUUUUCUUAGAAUUAUCCAAACAGGAAAAAACUGAAGUAAUAAAUAUUUAAGUGUAAAAUCCAUUAGUGAAUUACUAAAAGGUGCCCACCUUGUUCAUACAUUAUAAUAAUUUCCUUUAUUCAAGCCUAAAGAUACAGAUCUUCCGGCAGGUCCAUGAAUGCACCGCACAUCUGUUCAGUUUGACUGCAGGAAGCUCGAAAAGCCUUUUAAUCCCCAACUUGAAGUAUUAGUAGUAAACCAUCGUAUGUUCAAAGAAAUAUAAAAAAUAUACCGUCAAGUUGCUAACAGAAACAAGUCAACAUAACUUGGAGCAUAAAGGAAGCUCAUAAUCAAUAAUCAGGUCCAUUUUUUAGUCUCCAAUGACGCGACGUCACUAUGACAUCAUCAGGGUUAUUUUCUCCUCCAGAGACGCAGAAGAGUUUUUACAGGCCGAGGAGGAAAAUCAGCAAACGUUCCCUUUAAUUAAAAACAAAU